AAAUUCCACAUUCUCAUUUUCCCGCUAUUCCGUCGUGAUCUGAAUCUCUCUCAAAUCCAAACUCUCUUCUCUCUCCAUAGGCCGCCCCUAAAUCUCCGCUAAAGCCCUAGCAAAGGUUUGUUAUUUUUUCAAACCUCUUUCAAUGGCGAUUUACUCUACAGAUACCCUCGUAUCUGUUUCCGCAAACUUUUUCUCUUUCUUUGUCAUUUUGCCAUUAAUUUGACGGUUACAAAGCUUAGGUAAUCGUUUCUCAAUCAAUCGGAUAGAUAUAUGUGAUGACUGGUGGAAAGGAGGAACUGCAUACAUUUGAUUUGACAAAAGAGGUCGGAUUCACUUCGUGUUCAUCAAUUUCUGAUAGUAGCUGUGAUGCUUACACACCACGAUCUCACUGCAGUCGUUUAAGCGGUGGUCAAACUAAACGUUCCUCACAAGCAGGCUGGACAGAUGAAGAGGAUGCUAUGUUGACUGAAGUAGUGAAGAAGUAUAAUGGGAGAAACUGGAAGAAAAUAGCUGAAUCUAUUCCAGGAAGAUCAGAUGUUCAGUGCUUGCAUCGUUGGCAAAAAGUUCUUAAUCCUGAUCUUGUUAAAGGACCUUGGACCAAAGAGGAGGAUGAUCGUAUUAAGGAGUUGGUUGGAAAACAUGGCUGUAAGAAAUGGUCACUAAUUGCAAAACAUUUAGCUGGUCGAAUUGGCAAACAGUGUCGUGAGAGAUGGCAUAACCAUUUAGAUCCAGCAAUAAAGAAAGAUGCAUGGACAGAAGAGGAAGAAUCAUCUCUCGCAUACUACCACCACAUAUACGGGAACAAAUGGGCAGAAAUUGCAAGAUUUCUUCCAGGAAGGACUGAUAAUGCGAUUAAAAACCACUGGAAUAGCUCGAAGAGGAGAUUGGAUCUAAACAUCCCUCCUGUUUUUCCUACUAGAACAGCAUCCCCUGAGCUUAGAAAGAGAAAUGUUCCAUGUUCAACAAAUCUGGCUCUUGGAAACCCUAGAUCUGUUAUUACGGAUGAUGAUAAUUUGGGGUUUUCUAGAUAUACAAAAAUCCGUAAGGUUGAACCAUCUGAUAGUUCUCUUACAACGUCAGAAACGCCUAAGAGGUCAAAAUCAGAUAGUGUUAAAGAUUUGAAAUUUGGGAAUUCGCCCGAUAAUUCAUUUCUAAGUCUUUCAACUUUUGGAUUCAGCGAAGGGAAAUCUCAAAAAUUAGUUUGUGGAACACCUUCUUAUGGAUCCUUGUGUUACCAGCCACCACAGCUGAAGAACUUAGCGAUUUCUUUAGAAAACAACCAUUUUUCUUGCUCGACUCCUCCUGAUCUUGCAUUAAGCAUCUCUGUUAGUAGUCCAGAAUCUAUUCUGAGGAAUUCGGCAAUGAGUUAUAAGAACACUCCUUCAAUUAUAAGGAAGAGAACUCCAAGAAAAUCCGUUAGUGCAACAUCUAGUUAUGAUUUCAGCAAAAAUGUGGAGACUAUUGAAUCGGGAAACACAAAUCGGGGUUCGGAAUCUUGGCUUCAUCGAUCUCAACCAUCGUUAGGAAGGCGUCUGGAUUAUAUUUUAAUUAACAUAAUAAUGGUUUCAAGACAACUGUGAUAUAUAAUAUAGGAGGAUAUAUCUUUUGAUGGUGGUGCAAUGGAAGUUUCAGGAGAUAGUUUUGUUUUGGACUAUAUGAUAUCAAUAAGGGAGUUGGUUUUAAUGCGAGGUACAACUUCUGAUGCGUGAAAUACAUGUCAUAAGGAACAUGAUUGUGUGUAAAACUGGUAAUGGAUAUUGUCCUUUGUUAUGGGAGAAUGAGAGUUUGUGUUGGACUUAUAGAGAUGACUACUACGAUAUGCAACCUUUUAUGCAUCAAGUACAACAUGAUUGAACACGAAUUAGUUGAAAAAAAAUGUUUGCUUAUUUUAGAGUAAAUUAUAACUUUGGUGCAUGUGGUUUAUAUUUAUUUGUAG
Lactuca saligna is the source of this 1936-nucleotide messenger RNA. Lineage: Eukaryota; Viridiplantae; Streptophyta; Magnoliopsida; Asterales; Asteraceae. The record is from the annotation of a GenBank genome assembly.